Molecule: messenger RNA, 1266 nt
Organism: Penicillium roqueforti
Lineage: Eukaryota; Fungi; Ascomycota; Eurotiomycetes; Eurotiales; Aspergillaceae
Exons: 4
Coding region: 1-1266 (421 amino acids)
Molecular function (GO): oxidoreductase activity; FMN binding
Source: RefSeq, a predicted model, not a curated record
AUGAGUGACCCAACAAACCCGCAUAUCAAAGAGCGCAACACACCUCAAUGGGGUCUCUACCAGCGAGAGAACUUCAUGAAACAGAGAGAAGGAACGACACCACUUUUCAACACUGACCCCCGGAAACUGGAAGAAAGAGCCAAAGAGAAGCUGACCGAGGGCGGCUGGUACUAUGCCUCCUCAAACGCCGGGAUGUCAAACACGCACCUCGUAAACCGACAAGCCUUCUACCGCCACCGACUAAUCCCGAACCAAUUAAUCGACACAAACAACCGGUCAACAAGAACAACAAUCUUCGACCACAACGUCUCCGCACCAAUUGGCUUCGCCCCGAUCGGAAUCAACAAGAUCUACCACCCAACCGGCGAAGCAGCAGUCGCCAAAGUCGCCAAAGAGCUCAACCUCCCCUACUGCCUAUCCACAGCAGGCAGCACCUCGAUCGAGAAAGUCGCCGCAGCCAACGGGCCAACAGGCACCCGGUUUUACCAACUGUACAUGCCGCACGACGACGAGCUAACCGUAUCUCUGCUCACACGGGCAUGGGAAAACGGCUUCGACGCGCUGAUUCUCACGACGGAUACGUGGCAGCUCGGAUGGCGACACGACGACGUCGCGACGUCCAACUAUGCAUUCUACCGCGGGUUCGGCGCGGACUUGGGACUUACGGACCCAGUGUUCCGGAGCAGGUGUCUUGCGGACGGGAUUGAUCCCGAUGUCGAUAUUGUCGAGGCGUCGACGAAGUGGAUUGAUUCGGUUUGGCAUGGGCAGGCUUGGUCGUGGGAGAAGAUCCCUUGGUUGAUGAAGACUUGGAAGGAGAUUAGUGGGGGGCGGCCGUUUGUGAUUAAGGGCAUUCAGUCGGUUGCUGAUGCGAGGGGGUGUGUGGAACUUGGGGUUGAUGGGAUUAUCGUGAGUAACCAUGCUGGGAGGCAGGUUGAUGGGGCUGUUGCUAGCCUUGAUGCGCUUGAGAAGAUUGCUCAGGCUGUUGGGGAUAGGAUUUAUGUUAUGUUUGAUUCUGGGGUUAGGGGCGCGAGUGAUGUUGUCAAGGCGUUGGCGUUGGGGGCGCGGUUUGUGUUUAUUGGACGGCUUUGGGUUUGGGGGUUGAGUAUUCAGGGUGAGGAUGGGGUCAGACAUGUUAUGAAGUCGUUGCUGGCGGAUUUGGAUAUUUUGAUGGGUGUUGCUGGGUACAACGGGGUUCAGGAUUUCAACCUAGAUAUUCUUGAGUCGGAUCCGAAGAACUACACGCUCAUCCCAGAGAAGACUUUGUGA